Molecule: messenger RNA, 1270 nt
Organism: Daphnia carinata
Lineage: Eukaryota; Metazoa; Arthropoda; Branchiopoda; Diplostraca; Daphniidae
Gene: Lipt1
Product: lipoyltransferase 1, mitochondrial-like
Exons: 6
Coding region: 79-1209 (376 amino acids)
Biological process (GO): protein lipoylation
Cellular component (GO): mitochondrion; cytoplasm
Molecular function (GO): lipoyltransferase activity
Source: RefSeq, a predicted model, not a curated record
GAACCAAUCUCUAUUUGCAUCUACCUCUCGAAUAGAUAAUUUUUUUAUUUUUCUCGGUUUCGUGCAAGCAAAGCUGCCAUGAAUUUUUUUCGAAACAGUUAUUUACUCCUUCGUCACCAAGUAAAAAUUACGCGUCUUGGCAAUAUGAAUUUCUAUUAUCCUGUAUCUAUCAUAGCGACACGAAGUAUUACAGACGACGUAUCGAAAAAGUUGGUUUUUGUUUCCAAAAGUACCAACAUCUUCGAGAAUCUUGCAUUAGAAGAUUGGUUUUAUAAAAAUUUUGAUUUUGAAAAUCAGUCACUUCUUUUUAUGUGGGUUAAUACACCAUGUGUAGUCAUCGGUAGACAUCAAAAUCCAUGGCUAGAAGUAAAUUUAAAGAAUCUGUCACAGAACAGUGUAUAUUUGUCACGCCGGAAUAGUGGAGGAGGCACAGUGUACCAUGAUCAAGGCAAUUUGAACUGCUCAUUUUUCACAUCACGAGCCAGAUACAAUAGGAAAUCUAACCUUGAAACCAUUUGUGGGUCUAUCAGAAGUCAUUGGAAUUUAGAUCUAUCAAUUUCACCUAGAGAAGAUAUCCUGUUUAACAGCUACAAAGUGUCUGGAACUGCAUCAAAGCUUGGCCAUCGGAAUGCUUAUCACCAUUGUACUCUCCUUGUUGAUGUUGAUGCAUCAUUACUACAUCAAAUGUUGAGUGUACAUGAGCUUGGGAUUCAGAGUAAUUCUACACCCAGUGUCCGAUCUCCAACGUUGAACCUCAAAGCUUGUUGUCCCGAGAUAUCAGUUGAUGAAGUUAUAAACAUACUAGGAUGUUAUUACAUCAAGAAUUCUCCGUUAAGUUUUCAAGAAGUCGAUUUUGUAACUCCGUCCGAAGAAAAUUUUCCUGGUUUGGACCUGAUCAAACAGUCAUUCUCAGCCUGGCAAUGGAUCUAUGGGAAGACCCCAUGUUUUUCCCUUUGCUGUCCAAUUGGUAGUCAAAGUUCAGAGGUCAAAAUUCAGGUGUUGAAUGGGAAAAUAGAAAGGCUACAUUUCCAAGACGUCACCAUCGGCAAACAAGAUGCCCUAAGUCUGAACACGUUAUUAGUGAAUCAAAAAUUAGAUAGUGAAUUACAUUACGUCAUUUCAAAUACCAGCGUUUUUGGAACUGUGGGUGAAGACCGUUUUUCAAAUUUAAAAGAAAUUUUGUUGACGCUAUGCUUAACGUCAGUCUGAUGUCUUUCCAAGAGUUGUCUCGACAUUUAAAUUCGAUUGAAACACAUAACUUUGUAAAUUU